Fukomys damarensis (Damara mole-rat) is the source of this 3770-nucleotide messenger RNA. RefSeq names its product AF4/FMR2 family member 1 (gene Aff1). The coding region runs from base 16 to 3768 and encodes 1250 amino acids. Gene Ontology annotation, biological process: regulation of gene expression. Gene Ontology annotation, cellular component: nucleus; super elongation complex. NCBI's taxonomy places the organism in Eukaryota, Metazoa, Chordata, Mammalia, Rodentia, Bathyergidae. The record is from RefSeq and is a predicted model, not a curated record. The transcript is spliced from 20 exons.
CCAGGGACUGCUGAGAUGCAGGCUGGUGUCUCUGCUCCCACACUUUCCCACGCAGCAGAGGCAGAGCUGCUGUGGGAGGGGGUGGGACUCAGAGCCCAGUUCUGCUUGCUGUGCGCAAGUGUUCUCGUGACACCCACACAGUUUCUGUGCUGGCUGCAGACCGCCGCAAGCUUGUACAAUGAAGACAGAAACCUGCUUCGAGUUAGAGAGAAGGAGCGACGCAACCAGGAAGCUCACCAAGAGCAAGAGGAGUUUCCUGAAGAGAUGCCUCUUUUUGGAGAGCCCUACAAGACAGCAAAAGGUGAUGAGCUAUCCAGCCGAUUACAGAGCAUGCUGGGGAACUAUGAAGAGAUGAAGGAGUUCCUGAGCAUCACUUCCUACCCUCAGUGCCCGGAUGCUUCGGAGAACCGCCUGGGGAAGCCAAGAUGCCCUUUGUUUCCCGAGCGGGGGAGCAGCAUUCCAUCCAGCCCCUUUCACGCCAGUGUCCACCACCAGCCCUUGCACACCUCUGCCCCUAGGCCCCUUUCCAUGGGUAGCAGCAGCCACAAUCCAAAGAUGAUGCAGCUGAGAACGGACCCAGUGCCAGGCCCUCAUGCCAAGGGCUACGGCCCGCUGGACAGCCAGCACCUGACUCAGGACCACCUUGGGCAGGAAGGGUCCAGCUCUGGUCAGCACAAAAGGGGGGACCACAGAGGCAAUAGAGACCUGAGUGCCCCUGGGACAGGUGCCACUCCAGCUGGAGAGCUUUCUCCUUUCAUCUCCUCUUUGCCCUCCCCGGUGCCACCCCUGUCACCCAUACAUUCCACCCACCUAGCACCCCCCAGGGCACAAGGAGGUGGCAAGGCUCAGGGCAGCGGCAGCAAUAGUAAAGGCUGCUGCCCAGCCAGGUCUCCCAAGGACCCAGCCUCAAAGACUUGUGAGAAAGAGGUCCCUCUGGACAGCAUGGCGGUGGUAGCCAGCCUUGGGGUUGCCCCCCAGCCUCCUCCUCAGACAUUUCCACCUCCCCCACUGCCCUCCAAAAGCGUGGUCCUGCAGCAGAAGCCUACAGCCUACGUGCGGCCCAUGGAUGGGCAGGAUCAGGCCCCCAAUGAGUCUCCGAAGCUGAAACUGCAGAACUUGGAGAGGGUAGGCCCAAAGGUGCCUGCUGAGGCCCGGCUCACCAAGCUGAAGAUGCCAGCCCUGCCUGUGGAGCAGACCUACUCUAGUGACAUCCACUGUGUUGAAGAGAUUCUGAAGGAAAUGACCCAUUCCUGGCCGCCUCCUUUGACAGCAAUACACACGCCUAGCACAGUGGAGCCCUCCAAAUUUCCUUUCCCCACCAAGGAUUCUCAGCACAUUAGUUCUGCAGCCCAAAACCCAAAGCAAUAUGAUCAGCCUGCCAAAACCCACCCCAGUUCUCAGCAAGGAACAUCCAUGCUCGAGGACGACCUUCAGCUCAGUGACAGUGAGGACAGUGACACAGAGCAAACCCCAGAGAAGCCUCCUUCCUCAGCUGCACCUCCAAGUGCUGCACCGUUGCUGCCGGAGCCAGUGGCCUCUGCACAUUCCAGCAGCGCAGAGUCGGAGAGCACCAGUGACUCCGACAGCUCCUCCGACUCAGAGAGCGAGAGCAGCUCGAGUGACAGUGAGGAGAACGAGCCCCACGACGCCACAGCUGCGGAGCCGGAGCCUCCAACAACAAACAAAUGGCAGCUGGACAACUGGCUGAGCAAGGUGGGCCAGCCGACUACGGCCCCCGAGGGCUCAGGCAGCGCAGAGCCUGCGCGCCUUGGGGGCCAGCAGGGUCAGGGAGACAGCAACAUCAGUGCCACAGGCCAGGCGCCUGCUGAGCCCAAAGCCCCGCCCCCAAAGAGCUGCAGCAGGGCGCCCCGGGGCCCCGCCGAGGUUCCCCACGCCAGCAGGAGAGGCGGCCACAAGUCCCCAGCACAGCAGGAGCUACCAUCCAGACAGACCAUUGGGACCAAGCACCCGAGGAGGCCUGCCAAGGCUUUGGCCCUAGCCACAGCGGUGGACACGAGAGCCAGCUCACAGGGAGACAGGGAGCUGGGCCCUGUGCCCUGUGGCCUGAAGGACCCAACCUGCAAAGAGAAGCCCAGGGUGAAGACGAAAGGCAGGCCACGUGCUGGGGGCAGCAGGGAGCCUGGGCCCACCACGCCAGCCCCUGGGGAAAAGCAGCAGCCCAGGAGCUGCGCCCUGGUCCCCACCAAGGACAGCACAGGGGCCGCAAGCCCUGAGCCCUUUGUGCUGGUCCCCUUGGCACAGGUUCAGGCCCAGGCCCAGGGCAGUGGCAGGACUAGUGGCUGCCGGCAGGCUGUGGUGGUCCAGGAGGAUGGACACAAGGACAUGCUGCUGCCUCCCUUAAGGAAUACCAGGGUGCUCUCGCCGCUCAGGGAAACGCCUGCCCCCCACAGCCUGGUGGUGAAGAUAGCGCUCGACCUCAUCCCCAGGGUACCUCGUCUGCCUGGGAAGGCGGGCCGCCCCAGGAAGCCGGAGGAGAAGCCUCCAUCCACAGGGAAGAGGCAGGAGCCAGAGAAGCGAUGCUCAGAUAUCCCUGGCAAGGCAGCCAGGAAGAGGAAGGGGGAAGCAGAGAGAGACUAUGAUAAUAAGAAAAUCAGACUGGAGAAAGAAGUCAAACCACAACCCUCUUUGUCUUCAUCCUCCCACAAAGAAUCUUCUAGAACUAAGACUCCCAAGCCCUCCUCAGAGCCCUCAAAAAAAGAAAUGCUUCCCCCUCCACCUGUGUCCUCCUCCAUGUCCUCCUCAUCCUCCCAGAAGCCAGCCAAGUCUGCACGUAAGAGGUCACGGCAGGAAGCAGACCUCUGUCAGGACCCUCCCCAAAGUGCCAGUGGUACCAAGAGCAGCCAGAAAGACCUUUCUGUUCCCAAGCACAGGAAAGCCCAGGGCAAGGGCUCUGGAAGCUCUUCGGAACACAGAGGACCUGGAGAUACUGCAAAUCCCUUUCCAGUGCCUUCUUUGCCAAAUGGUAACUCUAAACCAGGGAAGCCUCAAGGGAAGUUUGACAAACAGCAAGCUGAUUUUCACAUGAAGGAGGCCAGAAAGUUGAAGUGCAAAGCAGAGUCAAUGACGGACAAGGUGGGGAAGGCCUUUAAGUACUUGGAUGCCGUCCUGUCCCUUCUCGAGUGUGGGAUCGCCACAGAGUCAGAGGGCCUGGCCACCAAGUCGGCGUACUCUGUGUACUCGGAAGCUAUGGAUCUUGUUAAGUUCACGAUGUCACUAAAACCCUGUGACACCACCACACAAGAGAAAAUAUUUGCGGUUUUAUGCAUGCGCUGCCAGUCUCUCCUGAACAUGGCGAUGUUUCGCUGUAAGAAAGACAUAGCAAUAAAGUAUUCCCGCACUCUGAACGAACACUUCAAGAGCUCUUCCAAAGUAGCCCAGGCACCUUCUCCAUGCAUUGCAAGAAGCACAGGCGCACCAUCCCCCCUCUCCCCAAUGCCGUCUCCUGCCAGCUCUGUCGGGUCCCAGGCCAGUGCUAGCAAUAUUGGGAGCAGCGGGAUGACAGCCACAGUCAGCACCCCCGUCACCAUCCAGAACAUGACCUCCUCCUAUGUCACCAUCACAUCCCAUGUCCUCACUGCCUUUGAUCUUUGGGAGCAGGCAGAAGCCCUUGCAAGAAAGAACAAAGAAUUCUUUGCUCAGCUCAGCACAAAAACAUGCACCUUAGCCCUCAACAGCAGUUUGGCGGACCUGGUGCACUAUGCAAGACAGGGUUUUCAGCGGCUAAAACAAGCAACCAGAACACCUUAACA